Rhizoctonia solani is the source of this 2769-nucleotide messenger RNA. Its product is annotated as Retrotransposable element Tf2 protein. Gene Ontology annotation, biological process: DNA integration. The record is from RefSeq and is a predicted model, not a curated record. Bases 1 to 2769 code for a protein of 922 amino acids. Gene Ontology annotation, molecular function: nucleic acid binding. The transcript is spliced from 2 exons. NCBI's taxonomy places the organism in Eukaryota, Fungi, Basidiomycota, Agaricomycetes, Cantharellales, Ceratobasidiaceae.
AUGACCAACGCCAAAUCCACCACACUCAAGGAUUGGCUUAGGGAUGAACUCAAGGCUGGGAAAAUCUGUCCCAGCAAAUUGUCCAUCAGUUCCCCUGUCAUGUUUGUGCCAAAGAAGGAUGGCUCCCGCCGGCUGGUAGUAGAUUAUUGUUGCCUUAACAACCGGACCAAGAAGAAUGUUUAUCCGUUACCUUGUCCUGACAACCUUAUGGCCCAGCUCCGUGGUGCCAAGGUUUUCACCAAAUUAGAUCUAAGAUGGGGUUACAAUAACGUACAAGUUAAAGAAGGUGACAAAUGGAAGACCGCCUUCCGCACCAAAUACGGUCUCUACAACUCCCUUGUUAUGACCUUUGGCCUGACCAACGCUCCUGCUGCCUUCCAACACUUCAUGAAUGAAUUGUUCAAGGACCUGUUAGAUGUAUGCGUCAUCAUCUACCUUGAUGACAUCCUGAUUUACUCCAAGGAUGAUGCAACUCACACUCAACACGUUCACAAAGUUCUGCAAAGGUUGAUGGAUAACCAAUUGUUCUGCAAGGCUUCCAAAUGCACUUUCCACGUCACCUCUGUGGAAUACUUGGGGAUAAUUGUGUUGGAUAAAGGGUUUAGCCUAGACAAGCUCAAGAUCCAAGUGGUCCAAGAUUGGCCAACACCCACCAAGGUUAAGGAAGUACAGUCCUUCCUUGGAUUUGCAAACUUCCUACGCCAAUUUGUUGCCAACUUUAGUCACGUGGCCAGACCAUUACACAACCUGGUCAAGAAGAACACGCCAUGGAAGUGGGAAACAAAGGAACAAGAAGCAUUCCAAGGGCUGAAAGACGCCAUCACCAAUACCCCUGUCCUCUGUCACGCAGAUCCCAGCAAACCUUACUUCCUCAAAAUGGACGCAUCCGGCACAGCCUUGGGUUCCAUACUAAGCCAACAACAGGAGGAUGGGCGCCUACAUCCACUAGGGCUCCUAUCAGAAUCAUUUAAGGGUGCUGAGCAAAACUAUGACACCCACAAUAAGGAACUCUUGGCCAUUAUCCGGUCAUUUGAGUACUGGCACAUCUUUCUGGAGGGGACCCUGCACCCAAUCACGGUUUUUACAGAUCAUAGGAACUUGGAAUACUGGAAGGAAUCAAGAACCUUUAACUCUGGGUACAAUUUCCAGAUUGUCUACCGCCCUGGGAAGCAGUCAGGAAAACCAGACGCCCUAUCAUGCCGCUCAGAUCACGCCAACAUUCCCCCCGCAGAUCAGACUAUGCUCCCUGACCCUGUGUUUGCCAACGUAGCCUUAGUCACACCUGAGAAGGAACUACAAUGCCAAAUCAAGGCUGCACUAGAUGAGGACAAAUCCUUGGAGGAGAUACUACAAUUCCUUCAGAACAAAUCAAAAGCCCUGCCUUCUAUCAAACGCGCUUUCAAAGAUUACAAAAUGGAGGCAGGAUUACUAUUCUACCAAGGAUGCAUUGUGGUCCCUGAUGUGGGUACCCUGAGGACCAACUUACUACGGAUAUUCCAUGACAGCCCCUUGGCUGGACACCCUGGCAGGCAAUGGACCCUAGAACUGGUUUUGCGUAACUACUAUUGGCCGGGCAUCCGCGCAGACACGUAUUGGCAUGUGGACUCCUGCAAGAUUUGCCAACAAAUCAGGAAACCCAAGUACGCCUCCAUCCCUCCACAGCCACUUGAACUCCCAUCCAGGCCCUGGCAACACGUCUCCUAUGACAUGAUUGUAGACCUUCCAAAGGACAGAAACAAUGACUCCAUCCUGGUCAUAGUAGACAGCUUCACAAAAUACAGAAUCUUUGUGAAAUGUUCCAAAAAGCUCAAAGCACCCAAGCUAGCGGAGCUGUUCCUGGAACACAUGUGGAAACGCCAUGGGAUGCCAGAAAAAACCAUAUCCAACAGGGGAAGGGUCUUCAACAACAAGUUCUUGCGGGCCUUGUACAAGCGUCUUGGCAUUGACCCCCACUUCUCUUUGGCCUAUCACCCUCAAAGCAAUGGACAAACGGAACAAGUCAACCCUUCUAUUGAGCACUUCCUCAGGGCCUACUCAGGAGUUAACCAAAGAGACUGGACCAAAUGGCUCCCUAUGGCAGAAUUUGCAUACAAUAAUGCUGUACAUAGCAGCACAGGCAAGACCCCUUUCAGAGCCUUGUAUGGGUGGGAACCUACCUUAACUCCAUCCAAUAUACCAAUGGACGUCCCCAAGGCCAACAAACUUGCCCAAACUAUGGAAGACCAGUGGAAAGAAGUAGAAGCAGCACUCUGGCAAUCUAAGACAAGGAUGACUGCCAGAGGGGAAGGUCAACCAACCAAAUUUGAAGUAGGGGAAGAAGUUUGGCUGGACGCCAAAAACGUUAACCUCAAAACCCUGAGCCCCAAGCUAACAGAGCAACGCCUGGGACCAUUCAAGGUUAGCAAGAAAAUCUCCGACCACGCCUACUGGCUUGAGCUGCCCCCAACUAUGCAUAUCCACAACGUCUUCUACGUAGGACUCUUGUCAAAGGUCAAGAGGGAUGAUAAGCGCACCUUUGAAAAUCGCCCCCCUCCAGUCACUGUGGAUGGGGAAGAGGAAUAUGAGGUGGAAGGAAUAACGGACAUGGAGGAAAGGGAUGGAAAAUGGUUCUUCAGAGUCAAAUGGAAGGGCUAUGGACCAGAAGAAAAUACGUGGGAACCCCAAGAGAACCUCAAAAACGCGGGGAAAAUUUUGAGGAAGUACAAAGAAGAAAUGAGAAAGAAGGCCCUUGGCGCUGCCAAGGCCCUUAGAAGGGGGGCAGUGUUGUAG